AACUUCCGCGAUAGGUGAAGGAUCACUGCAUGUAUUCGUAACAGCUAGUUGGAUAUUUUUGGUUUCAGUUUUGACGAUAAAUUUUAGCCAGCGAAAAACAUGACCGUUGUUUAUAUUUCAAAAGUAGUUUACAUUUACUUCACGCUGUGUUACCUUCAGCACUGUGCAGCUGUCCAUUCCAUGGAAUUCUAUUUCAUGGGGUCGCAAGGACUUCAGUUACCUGAGUAUCUCGAAGUCAUCACAAUGGAUAAUGUGACAGUGUUUUCCUACAACAGCACAAUGAUGAGCGCUGCAGUGCCCCUUCCUGAUUGGCUGAAUAAUCACGAUGGGAUGCAGCACUGGAAGGACAUUAACACCAUAGCAAUACUGAACCAGAAUAAUAUGGCAAAAGCAGUGGAAGUUGUUUCCCAGCAUAUUAAUCAAACUGGAGAAUCUCCAUUAAAUGUCCAUUCCUACCAAGGAUAUGGCCGUUGUGAUCUACACCCAGAUGGACGAAGUCAGGGAUUUUUGACGCAUGCGUAUAACGGCAGAGACUUUUUGACUUUUGAUAUGAACAGCAAAACGUGGAUCGCCAUAAUGCCGGAAGCUGCUGUCUACAAGAGGGAACGGGAAAAAAAUCCCAUUUUGAUUGAACGCAUAGCUAACUUUUAUCAAUAUGACUGUGCUGAAAGGCUGAAGGUAUUCCAAAAAUAUGCUCCUAUGUUGCAAAGUAAAAAAGAACCAAAGGUCUUCUUAUAUGAGAGAAAAGACUCAGAUUUUUUAAGAGUUACUUGUCAUGUGACUGGAUUCUACCCCUGGGAGGUGCAAGUGGAGUGGCAGAAAGAUGGCUGGCUGCCCCUAGUAGAGGGAGUGACCAGUGGUGAGGUGCUGCCCAAUGGAGAUGGCACUUUGCAGCUGAAGAAGACACUCACAAUAUCGGGAGGAAACCAGGGAUGUGUGACCAUUCAGAGCUACACGUGCUUGGUACAGCACAGCAGUCUGUCCCGAAACAUCACCAGGACAUGGGCUCCCAACAGAGAUUGUACUACUGCCAUGACUGUUGUAGGACUGUCACUGGCCAUUCUUGUAGUCGUCAUCGUCUGGAAGUACAGAUUAAAGUUACAGCAGCGUGGUUCCCCCUCUGGCCCCCCAGGCACUGGCCAUUUCGUCCUCGUGACUCAGAGACGGGGAUCACAGUGAGCUCUGGGCACAUUUAAGCUAAAUGUUGACCUUUAGAUCUCGCACAGCUGGACUGACCAAAAAUAAGGAAAUUUAACGUGUCAUAACGUUUUAGUUGUGAUAUUAAUUUCUCAUCAUUAACUUUUUGUUACUCAGGUUAACAUUGUAUCUGUGCGGGAUUGUAUACUUUAUGUGGUAUUUUAUAGUCUAUAUUUAUCUCACAACAAUUCAGGGCUAGGGUAGAAAACUUCUAAUAAAAUUUGCAGAGUCAGUACUCUCAGUAUUCUGUUUAUUGCUCUGUGGAGUUUUUCUUUAAUCACUGACACGAUUUGUCUGUAAGUAUCAUGAUUUGUAUAAUACUUUGCAUUAUGCACAAACAAUGUGUCUAGGACAGGCUCCAAACCCCUCGGCACCCUGAAUGGGACAAGUAGUUACAGAAAAUGGACAGAUGUUCAGUUGCAUGCAAUGUUAUAUGUAAAUAUUACCUGUCUAUGAUUUCAUAAUAUUCAUGUACAUUAUUUCUUUGUAUUUUUUGCCUGUAUAAUAAAAUAUUGUUUCCUCUAUAUAUCAGCA
Messenger RNA from Paramormyrops kingsleyae, 1731 nucleotides. Its product is annotated as class I histocompatibility antigen, F10 alpha chain-like. Gene Ontology annotation, cellular component: external side of plasma membrane. Lineage: Eukaryota; Metazoa; Chordata; Actinopteri; Osteoglossiformes; Mormyridae. The record is from RefSeq and is a predicted model, not a curated record. Gene Ontology annotation, biological process: immune response.